This is a messenger RNA of Lipotes vexillifer (Yangtze River dolphin), 1520 nucleotides long. RefSeq names its product proline and arginine rich end leucine rich repeat protein (gene PRELP). Bases 136 to 1275 code for a protein of 379 amino acids. Gene Ontology annotation, molecular function: heparin binding; protein binding. Lineage: Eukaryota; Metazoa; Chordata; Mammalia; Artiodactyla; Lipotidae. The record is from RefSeq and is a predicted model, not a curated record. Gene Ontology annotation, cellular component: extracellular exosome. The transcript is spliced from 3 exons.
CUGGGAGAUCAGAGCUUCUAGCUGGCUCUCUGCUGCCACAGCUCCACCAAAGGGUGGGGGGAAACGAAGGGAGCCUUGCCGACUGAACCCAGAGCUGAGAGGAGAGGCAGGUGGUGCAGGGGCGUCACCUGGAUCAUGAGGUCAUCCCUCUGCUGGCUCCUCCCACUUCUCCUCAUCUUGGCCUCAGAGGCCCAAGGCCAGCCAACAAGACGACCAAGACCCAGACCAAGGCUCCAGCCCAGACUCAGGCCCACACCCCGCUUUCCUCAGCCCCAUGAGCCAUCGGAGCCUACAGACCUGCCUCCUCCCCUCCCACCAGGCCCUCCAUCUGUCUUUCCUGACUGUCCCCGGGAGUGCUAUUGCCCCCCUGAUUUCCCAUCUGCCCUCUACUGUGACAGCCGCAAUCUUCGAAAGGUCCCUCUCAUCCCAUCCCGCAUCCAUUACCUCUAUCUCCAGAACAACUUCAUAACUGAGCUCCCAGUGGAGUCUUUCAAGAACGCCACGGGCCUGAGGUGGAUCAACCUGGACAACAACCGAAUUCGCAAGGUGGACCAGAAAGUGCUAGAGAAACUACCCAGCCUGGUGUUCCUCUACAUGGAAAAGAACCACCUUGAAGAGGUGCCCUCGGCUCUGCCCCAGAACUUAGAGCAGCUGAGGCUAAGCCAGAACCAUAUCUCCAGAAUCCCACCCGGCGUCUUCAGCAAGCUGGAGAAACUGCUGCUCCUGGAUCUCCAACACAACAGGCUAAGUGACGGCGUCUUCAAGCCCGACACCUUCCAGGGCCUUAAAAACCUCAUGCAGCUCAACCUGGCCCACAACACCUUGAGAAAGAUGCCACCCAAGAUCCCGGUGGCCAUUCACCAGCUCUACCUGGACAGCAACAAAAUCGAGACCAUCCCCAGCGGAUACUUCAAGGGCUUCCCCAACCUGGCCUUCAUUCGCCUCAACUACAACAAGCUCUCAGACAGGGGCCUCCCCAAGAACUCCUUUAACAUCUCCAACCUCCUCGUGCUCCACCUGUCGCACAACAAGAUCAGCAAUGUGCCCGCCAUCAGCAACAAGCUGGAGCACCUGUACCUCAACAACAACAGCAUCGAGAAGAUCAAUGGGACCCAGAUUUGCCCCAACAAUCUAGUUGCCUUCCACGACUUCUCCUCGGAUCUGGAGAAUGUGCCACACCUCCGCUACCUGCGGCUGGAUGGAAACUACCUGAAGCCGCCCAUCCCACUGGACCUCAUGAUGUGCUUCCGCCUGCUGCAAUCUGUGGUCAUCUAGGCCUUACUCUGCCCCUGGAGCUCCUCUGGCCACACUUGAAUGCAGUGGCCCAGGUGCCUGUGCCCACCAUUUAUUUUCUCUGUCUCCUUUUCUUGCUCUCAGCUUUGCCUUUCUUAUCCCACCCUCCUGAUGCAAGGACAAGCCACGUACUCUGCUGCCCCUGCAGCUUCUAGAGCAAGACUUCCAAAGGCUUGAUUUGGUCCACCCAGCUCAAAGACACCCACUGCACAUCCAAACUUCUGGCC